GUGCUGUCGUGAAUGGAUUUUCUGGAGUUGGUGCAGCCGCCAUAUUUCCUUUAUGGACUGUUUUGUGUGUGGUAUUUUAUAUUAUUUUUAAGUGACUGUGUAACAAGUUUUGACUAAACCAAGACAGUUUGUUAAGUGUAUAGACGUUAGUGACGUUUAGGGCUAAAAACUUCAACGCCGAAAGAGAAGUAUUGUGCAGAUAAUAGGUGAUGUCAGCGGGCGUGUCAGAUCAGCGGAUGAAAGGACAAGGGAAUCAAGUAAAUGGCCCGAAGGACCACGUGAACGAGCAUGAAGACUUUGACUCAUGGAGGGCUCCGCAUCAUCAGGGAUACAACAACGCCAUUUCAACAUCGAUGGCUUCAGACCCUUACCUUUCAAGUUAUUAUGGAGCAGCGUCGUUCCCUUAUCAAGCAUUUGGAGUGGGAGAAGGUACAUGGUCGAAUGGAGGGGAUCCUAUGACCUUCCUCGGUGGGUACGGCAACCAGAUGGGUCACGACUCGUAUGGAAUGGAUGGCAUGUUCGGCGGGGGAGGCACUGGAUUCGGCACGGCGUUCGGACAGCCGGCAGCAGCGGGAUUUAACUACUUUCAUAGCAGUGGGGACUAUUCGACGUGGGCACCGACGCGCAAGUACGAUGACUACUAUCGCAGCGGGGACAACAUGUACGGGGCGGCCACGGCUCCGGGGGUAGGAGGCUCAGGUGGGGUGGAUGGGUUGAAGGCGGUGGAGCAAGGCAUGCAAGUGCUGGGUCUGUCGGAUGUUCCUGCGGGCAGUGGCAGUGGUAUGAAAGUGGACGGGAAGGACGUGAGCAAGCAGGGCGGACAGGAUGUGGGGAAGCCGGGAGGCAUGGAUGCGGGACUUGGGAUGGGAGGUGUGCAGACGAGCGCGAAUUCAGCACCGAAGAAGACGACGUGGGCGGCGAUAGCCAGCCAGCCGGCCAAGCCCCAGCCGCCGACGAGUUCCGGCGGCAUGAAGAAGAAGGGUCCCGGCAUGCCCCCGCCACCGAUGGUGCCAGGCAAGCACAACAUGGACAUCGGCACGUGGGAAGGAAAGAACGGCAGCUCCAACUCCAUGGCAGGGUCCAAACAGCCGGUAGGACCGCCUCCCACGGUUCGAACAUCUUGGGGUGCUCCGGUGCGAGGGAACGGCCCGCGAGGUGCGGGAGGUCCCCCGGGGGCGGCUUACCCCGCACCCCCGCACCAGGUGACGAUCCUGGCCGGGCCCCACCACCCUGCCCCCCCACCACACCACCAGCUGCAGCAGCCGGGACCCCCUCCGGGACCCGGCGUCAUGGUGCCCACGCCCAUGCCCUCGCAUCCUGUCUUGGACGAACUCAGAGUGAAGAACAACUACAAUCCUCCGGACUUCGACCUGUCGGCAAAAGGGGCUCGUUUCUUCGUCAUCAAAUCGUAUUCCGAAGAUGAUAUUCACAGGUCCAUCAAGUACGAAAUAUGGUGCUCGACGGAACACGGCAACAAGCGGCUGGACCAAGCUUUUCGCGAGCGGGAAUCGAAAGGGGGCGGCCCCGUUUUUCUGUUCUUCUCCGUGAACGGCUCGGGCCACUUCUGCGGCAUGGCGCAGAUGGUGUCGCCGGUGGACUACCACGCGACGAGCUCGGUGUGGUCUCAGGAUAAGUGGAAGGGGCAGUUCCGCGUACGCUGGGUGUACGUGAAGGACGUGCCCAACACCCAGCUGAGGCACAUCCGGCUGGAGAACAACGAGAACAAGCCGGUGACCAACUCGCGGGACACGCAGGAGGUGCCGUUCGAGAAGGGAAAGGCGGUCCUCAGGGCCAUCCACAUCUUCCAGCACACCACAUCCAUCUUCGACGACUUUGUGCACUAUGAGAAGAGACAGGAGGAGGAGGACAGCCGCAAGGUGGACGUCGUGCGAGGCGGCCCGGGGCAGGGCCCCCCGUCGGCAGGCAUGCCGCCCCAGCAGAAGGAACGAGAUGGUGGUGGCAGAGGGAGGGGUGGACGCGGGGGCAGAAAUUAACCCAGCAGUGUUCCCCCCAUAGCUUCUCAUUACAACUAUUAAUGCUGCUGUGUAUUGUAAUCUUUUUUGUGAUGAGUUCAGCAAUUCUGUCUGUACUAUUAUAUAGAGGGUGAAUUUUCUUCGUUGACUUUUUUGUUUUUUAUUAGUUGAGAUGAAUAUGAAUUGUGUGUGUAGGACAUGGUUAAUCAUCAGUCUGAUGCAUAUUCAUUCUUCAUGUAUUCACAUGUCUCUUCGUGCUUGCAAUUAUGUGCUUGUGUACCCAUCCCUCCUCGCCCCAGUACGCCUCGUUUAUUGACCCCCCUACUCCCGGGGAGAGACAAGCGGGUAGAUGCCACUAUUGGAGCGCUGCACUAUAGGAUACGGUCUUUAUGGCAUUUCAGUUACUACCUGUGCUUUAGACGUUUUCAAACGAUGCAAAUGUCAUCAAAAGCUCCACUCAUUUUUCAAUGUUACUUCUAAUCUGUUUAUGCAAUUCAGUAAGGCUUACUUGUAAUGGUUAUACUUGAAACUGAUCUAUCCAGGUUGGAAAACCACGGUUGAAUGUUGGUAUUAUUGUUUUCACUUAACUUUUAACUUUAAACACUGUUUUGCAAGACUUAUUAUAUGGUGUUUUGAUAAUACCAGUGCAAUAUUUUUUUUUUGGGAUCAAUCAGUGCUUUAGUUGGUAAAGUUUGGAGAGUUCCUGAUUGACAGUGUUAUUUACUUGCCAUUAGCUGUUCCCCAGCCUGUCACAAAAUUACGAUGAUGCAGUCAGGUAGGGCCAUGUUAACUAUCCUUAAUCAAUGAAGUUAUCCCAAUCAUUGUAUUCGUAGUUAUUUUUUUAAUGUAUUAGCCUGACCAUGCUGAUAUAUAUUAUGUUUCUACUUCCAAAACCUGAUCUGAUUGAAUGUUAUAACUCUGUAUUAUUUUUUAUCAUCACUGUCAAACAAUGCAUAUAUAAAUACAUGUAUAUGUGGGUGGGUGUUUAAAUGUCAAUGUAAAUUUUCAAAUUUUUUUUGUGAUAAAUUAUAAAUAAAUAUUUAAUGUUUACAAUUCAGAAAUUUAUAACAUGUGAUGAGUGCAGGCAUCUUAGUGGAGAUAUGUCGGAACAACCAAAUUAGACUAUUUUUGUGUCGCUUAGCUCUCCUCUAUUUAUUUCAGUAUUUAAUGCCCUUAACUUUGAAACCUAACUGAAAACUUGACUGGGAGUAGCUACACAAGCUUUCAUUUAAAGUAAACAAUCCUAAAAAAGUAAUGACUUCUUUAUUCGAAAAUCCUGUUUUUGUUAGGAAAGCCAAGUCAGUGAAGUGCUUUCAUAAUUUAUUUCAUGGAUUAUUCACAAUUUCUCUCAUCAAUAAAUGUUGCAUUGCAGCUGCAGGCGAACAUACCUCACUUAGGUUUUCUGAGUACUCCAUUAGGAGCCAACUGCCAGCUCACAUUUUGUUCUAAUUAUUUUAAAAUUGUGAUUCCUAUAAUAGUUAUUAAAUGUUAAAAGUAUGUUUAUAUGACUAUAUGGAUAUCAAAUGCAUUUCCUGUGUGCUGAUUAUCAACUAUAGUUUGUUGUGUGUGUAUGUAUUGUUUAUUUUUAAAUAUUCAAACCAUGUCAUAUUUCAGCAGGAAUACUGUGUACUGACUACUUUAAACACAGUAUUCAUUCUUGAUUUUCAAAACUCCACUGAUUUAUACAUACACACAGGCCACUUUUUCAGUCAUCUACACCAUUUUCCCCCUCUGAACCUUAAAUGUGUGACAUUCUUCCUGUGUACAGGCAAGCUUUUGGUUUUCAGAAGUUCUUUUGUUUUGUGUCUGUGAUAGUUUAACUUCACCCAAAAAUAUAAAUAUACUUUGUUGUAUGUGUGUUGAAAGAAUUAACAGCUGUAAGAAAAUUUCAUAAAAUUAUUAUAGAAUGGAAUUUGAUGUUCAGAGUCUUAAUCUUGUGUUUGUGGGUAAACAUUAAUGUUUUGAUGUUGGUAAAGGAAUAUUAUUCAAGUUCAACACUGCUAUCGUAGGUUGUUAUAAUUUUUUGACAUAUGCAAACUACAUAGUAUAUCAAUAUACUAAAUACAGGAGCAGUGACAUCCGCAGCAAAAAAAAUUGUCGGUGCUAAAGUUAUUAUAAUUAAAAAUUCAUAAAAUAUAACUACAAAUUUUGUUACAUUUCCUUUAACUAGUGCCUGUAUGGGAAGAUAUGUCAUUACACUUCAAGGAAAGUCAUUUAAAGUAAUUUUUUUCUUAUUUCAUAAAGUAAUUUUUGUAGCCAGUUGGUCUGCAAAAAACCUUACGUUUUAUGUGUUGGAUUUUUGUCUUCAUUUAUACUGCUUGUAUAAGUUUGGCAGUAAAUAUUUCCCCAAUUUAUUAGUUAUUUUUAUGAUACUAAAUUAUCCAUCUAUGUUUUGUCAUUAGCUUGUGAUUGAUUUCUGAGUAUUUUCUGAUAUUCUUUCAAGUUUUUCAGUAAAAAAAACUUCCCUGAGACUGUGUUUGCUUUGUACUAUUUGAAUGAUUUGAAUUCAAACACUUCACUGGCAAAACACACACAUUACACGUGCUCACACACACAGUGUUCUAACAAAUAGUACGGAGCUGAAGUAUUGACAUUAAGUCACGAAUGCCUGCAACUUGUGCUCUGAUUAAUGUCAUCUGAUGUUGCUGUACUUUUUUCUCUGGGAUCUCUACGUGUUAUUUUCAUUUUUACUUUAGUCUGAUGGCAUAUCUGUAAUUGCUUCAUUUCAGAGCUCUAGUUUGGAAAUUUUCGUAUUCUAGUUCCAUCUGCAAAUGUAAAAAAAAAAGGGCAUUUAAAUUCUUGUUAACCGUAUUCUGGUGUGUAUUUGUGAACUGUGUAGCAUAGCUCUAAUCUUAUUACUUUGGAUGGUUCAUAUGCUGCAAUUAUUGAUAAAAGCAUGUGUUUUUAAAAGCAAAAGAGUGUUAAUCAUGGGGGUGAUAAGGUUAUGGUCCAUUUAAUUUUGACUACUGUUAGCUAGGAAAGAAUUAUAAAAAAAGAGGGCUAUAUAUAGUAUGUAUAUAUAUAUAUAUAUACAUAUAUAUAAGGAAGUGAGAUAAGAUUUUUCCAUUUGACUUAACUACUUUGUGUUUCUAUAAUGCUGUAUAUUAUUAUACGAUAUAAAUAUGUUAGCUCCCACGGAUCGGACCAACAGUGGAAUGGGAUCAGCAUGGUGUGAUGGGUGACAAUUGUAACUUGCAGUUGUAAACAUUAUUGCUAAUCUGUAUUGAGUGAAAUAUUUUAUUUUUUCCUCCUCAUAACACGAUGGAGUUGCAAGACGAAUCUUUGUGUGGUGCCACUUCAAGAAGACAGUAGACAGUGAUUGCUUGUGUUGUGUUUUUUGAGAGAGAAAAAGAAGAAACACUUAGUGAAAUAUUUUUUUAAGUUUUAAACUAUUUUUUAAAAAAAGUUUAAAUAGUUCUAAACUGAAAGCAAAGGUUACCCAAGUGAUUAGUGGACGUUCAAAUUGACGUAACGUUAUAAAUUUCAACAAAUCUUUUUAAAUAGUGAGAAAGACUGGUCCAUCAUGGGUCAAGUGAACUUGGUUCGGCUGCUAAUGCACCGAUACACUAGAAUUGCUCUUAUUUAAAAAGUACAGUUCUUUUAUCUUUAAUAUUUUCUCAAUAAACAAACUGAAAAAUAUUUCUUGAUUUUAUAGUGUUUGUUAUUUUCGAUGUUGGACAAUGGUACUUGAAAAUUCAUCGAAAUACAUGCGAAAAGCUUGAUUGAAUAUAUUUUGGACCUUAUAGGGCUGAUUGAAGACUUCUAAUUUUUACAAUGUAGCUUCACAAAAACAUGUUACAUAAAACUGAAUCAAUGAGACACUGUCUUUCAAUUGUUAUUGUUCUGCGACCAGACUCUGUGAGGACUCCAUUAUUAGUUGAGAUGGUUAUAACCUGGCUUGCCACGGUUAUUGAACGUGCACGGAUUUGCGUGUGUGGCGUGCUUUUGUUUCCUACACAACUGCAGUAAGAAAGGAUUUAGAAGGAGAAAUUCUUUAUGAAUUGUAUCAUCUGUUGGUACUUUUGACAAUUAAUCUCUGUGCAUGAAAUUUUGUGUUAAUUCUGUUAUGCAAGCAAUUUUGCACUAAAACUUUUUUCCUCUUAUUUGGCUGUUGAGAUAUUUAUUACAAAUCCCUGGUAUGUAAUACACUUAAUAAGGGAUGUGCAGUGUAGCUCAAAGAGAAAAUCAAAUGUCACCGUAAUUUGUAUACUGAGUGAAAAUUCCUUAUGUGUAUGUGUGUUUUGAAACUUUGUCCAUUUUUUGAAGCUCGAAAAAAGUACAUGUUUUAUAUCUAUAUUUUUUAUAUCAUGUUUUACUUCUAAUGUUUUAUGGGUAAAAAGGUUUCUAGAGUUGAUUUUAAAAAUUCCAUGAGAGGUAAGUAUAGAUUAAAAUUAUUUGGCCUUUUUUUUUCUUUUCAUUAAAUAUAAAUAAAGUUUCUGAAACCAUUGUUUAAAAAAAAAAAAAAAAACGUUUGUUGGAAGUACUAGUUUGUGUUGACUUCAUGCCCUAGGUAGUUAAUUAUUUGUCAUUAUCUUGCCUGGAAUUUCAAACAUUAAAAAUUAUUUCUGAGUGUAAAAAAAUGGACUAAGUUUAAGUGAUCCGACUAGUGGGAAACUAUUGUUGAUAGCUGAAAAUAAAAAUCACCACAUAGAAA
Molecule: messenger RNA, 6627 nt
Organism: Bacillus rossius redtenbacheri
Lineage: Eukaryota; Metazoa; Arthropoda; Insecta; Phasmatodea; Bacillidae
Gene: Ythdf
Product: YTH domain-containing family protein 1
Exons: 5
Coding region: 210-1994 (594 amino acids)
Biological process (GO): mRNA destabilization
Cellular component (GO): cytoplasm
Molecular function (GO): N6-methyladenosine-containing RNA reader activity; mRNA binding
Source: RefSeq, a predicted model, not a curated record